Molecule: messenger RNA, 989 nt
Organism: Racocetra fulgida
Lineage: Eukaryota; Fungi; Glomeromycota; Glomeromycetes; Diversisporales; Gigasporaceae
Source: the annotation of a GenBank genome assembly
AUGGAAAAAAAUAUUGAUAUUUUAUCAAAAACAGAAGAAAAUAGUAAUAUUUUAUCAGCAGCAGAAAAAGAUGAUAGUUUAUCAGAAACAGAAGAUAUAAAAUAUUUAUUUAAAAAAUUAGUAAAAAAAUAUCAUAAUACAGAUCUUGAAUUAAUUGAAUGUGAAACCAAGGAAAAGCAAAAAAUACGAGGUGCAACAGGAUCAAAAGUUAUUCAAAAAGUAGAUUUAUUAAUUAAAUAUUAUCCAGAAUUAGAAGAUGAUCUUAAAUCUUUAGAUAAAUUUAUUAUAUGUAAAAAACAUUAUAAUCAAAUUAUCAGAAAUGAUAAUUUUAUUGAUAAAUUACAAAAAAAUUUAAAAUUUUUAAAUUUAAUGAAUGAUAACUAUAAAAAAAUUACUAAUCAAUUAAAAGAAUCUGAACAACAAAGAUUAUUUUAUAUUAAUUUGGUUAAAGAAUUAGAAACUAAAAAUAAUCAAUUAAUAGUUGAAAAUAAUCAAUUAAAAGAAAUAAUUAAUUUUAAUCUUAAUAAUCAACAAAUUUGUAUUAAAUAUAUUAAAGAAAUAGCUCAAAAAGAAAGAAAAAACCUUUAUAAUGAUUUAAUAAGUUUAAUUGAUAACCAAGAAAGAUUUAAUUUUGCAACUGAAUCUUGUAGAUUCAGAGUACAAAUAAGAAAAAUAAAUUUUGUUAAUCCUAAUAAUAAUGAUUUUCAAAGUUUUAAUGGUGAAUGGACUUUAAGUGAAGAAAUAAAAAAAUUUAGUGAACUUGCACAAUUAAAAAGAAUUGAAUUUAUUCAAAAAAUAUUAAUUGAAAAAAAUUUAACUAAAACUUGGCAUCCAAUUCCUAUUAUAACUGAAGAAGCAAAUUUUCAAAAAUCUGAAAAUGCAUUAACAAAAAAAGAAAUUUUAGCAAUAAUUAAUUCUUUAAUUCCAUAUUUAAAUGAUUUAGAUCGAUUAAAAUUUAAAAAUUUAUCAAAUUUAUCUCAUAAUAAUUU